Molecule: messenger RNA, 2819 nt
Organism: Neltuma alba
Lineage: Eukaryota; Viridiplantae; Streptophyta; Magnoliopsida; Fabales; Fabaceae
Product: probable disease resistance protein At5g63020
Exons: 2
Coding region: 141-2819 (892 amino acids)
Molecular function (GO): ADP binding
Source: RefSeq, a predicted model, not a curated record
UGGAGGGUUGGUAUUAGACAUUAUCCAAAGCUUAACUUUCUGGGCCUGAAAUUUUCUGUGGAAACAUAAUUCCAGAGAAGGAAGAUAGAAGACGAAGUAGCCUAGUGAGUUUCAAUCGAUCAGAGAUCCAUUAACAAUAUAUGGAUCCAUCUUCCAUCACUGGACCUUUAUGGGAAAUGAUCAAGUGUUGCUGUUGUUACCUCAACCAAGAAGCUGCUUAUAUCGACGACUUGGAAGAGAAUCUGCAAUCGCUGGAAGAAAAAUGGAAGAAGGUUGAAGAGAUGAAGGAAGAUGUGGAAGCAACUUUCGAAGAAGAAGAAAAUGCAGGAGAGAGGCAAAGGGCUCACCGAGUGAGUGGCUGGCUGAACAGAGUCGAGAAAACUCAAAAGGAAAUAAAAGAUAUUCAAUUGCGUGGAACUGACCAAAUUCAAAACAAAUGUUUAAGUAAAUGUUGUCCAAAGAAUUGCAUGUCAAGCUACAAGUUAGGGAAGAAUGUUGUCAAGAUCCUGCGGAAUAUAGAUGAACUAAAAACUGAAGGGGAAGGGUUUUGUAAAGAUUUUCAAGUUGCCCACAGGUGUCCACGUAAGUCAAUUGAGAUGCCUUCUUGUGAGACAGUGGGCUUAGAUUUAAUGUUUGAUAAGGUAUGGAAAAGUAUUGAAGAAAAAGAUGUUGGAAUCAUUGGCUUAUAUGGGAUGGGCGGGGUAGGAAAGACUACCUUGCUGAAGAAAAUUAAUAAUGAACUUGCGAAGAGAUCGUGUUUUUACAUUAUGUGGGUGGUGGUGUCCAAAAGUCUCAACUUGGAUAAUAUUAUGGACACCAUCAGAAAAUUGUUGGGGAUUGAAUAUGACAGUUGGAAGCGUUGUAGUAACCAAGAUGAAAAGGCAGCAAAGAUUUACGAAUUCCUAAAAAGGAAAAAAUUCAUCUUGUUAUUAGAUGAUAUAUGUGAGAGAUUGGACUUGGAAAAGGUGGGAGUACCACAUCCGAAGGAAACUAAUUUUCAAUCCAAAGUAUUAUUCACAACACGGUUUGAGGAUGUGUGUGCGGGAAUGGAUGCUAAAACAUUUGAAGUUAAAAUUCUAACAGAGGAAGAAGCGUUAGAGUUAUUUUGUAUGAAAGUUGGCCAGGAAACUCUAACAUCUGACCCUCUCAUUCCAAAGAUAGCAGAGGAAAUGGCUAAAGAAUGUAAAGGGCUGCCACUUGCAUUAACUGUGAUAGGAAGCGCCAUGGCUGGUGUGAAAAGAGUGGAAACAUGGGAACAGUCAAAGAAUAAGUUAAGAAGUUCUCCACUCAUAGCUUCAAAUUUGGAGGCGAAGGUGUUUUCUAUCCUCAAGCUUGGCUAUGAUAAACUACCAGACGAAACACACAAAAAGUGUUUCUUAUAUUGUGCAUUAUACCCAGAGGAUGAUGAGAUUCAAGUGUACAAUCUCAUUGAUCAAUGGAUAGGGGAGGGAUUUCUUAAUAAUGGUGGGAUGAGAAGUGUACUUGAUAUGCGUCGCCAUGGUGGUUCCAUAAUUAAAAAGUUGAAGGUUUCAUGCUUGUUAGAGGGUAUUGAAGAUGAUAUCUUUUUGAAGUGCUCAAUUAAGAUGCAUGAUGUCAUCCGUGACAUGGCAUUAUGGAUUGCACGAGAUCAAGAUAGAAACAAAAAAAAGGUUAUAGUACAAGAAGAUGCACAGAAAAUGUCUCGAGCUGGUGUUGAAAAUUGGGAAAUGGUUGAAAGGAUUUCAAUAAUGAAAUGUGAACGUGCUACAUCAUGUAUGCAAUUACAAGGCAGAACCUGGACAAAUCUCAUAACAUUAAUAUUGAAGUUUGAUAUCGUUGGAUUUGUUUCAAUAAAUGGAUUACAAAACAUCCAACAUGCGAGGCAAUUAAAAGUCCUGGAACUACACAAAAUGGAAAACGUACCUGACGCAGAACUAGGUGUCUUGAGUCUUUUAGAAUAUCUCUCAUUGUGGAAAUGCAACUUAACGAAUGCAUCAGACAUUUGGAGAGGGUUGAAGAAUUUGAAAAACCUGAAGGUUCUUCAUUUGUUUUUAUUUAAAGAUGCUGAUACUCCUUUAGGAUUGAUAUCAAAUCUUCAUCAACUGAAAGUGUAUAGACUUGAGACCCAUGGAACUCUGCAAACUGGCAAAGAUGUGAGAGAAGAGAAAAAAUUUCAGGAGCUGGAGCGCUCAUCAAACUUAGAGGAAAUAUGGGUGCAAAUAAAAUCUGAGAUUAGCCUCAGCAAAUUAUUUGAAUCGGCCGAGUUACAAAGCUCCAUAUAUGGCCUUGAGAUUGAAGGUGUUCAAAUUAACAUGCCAUUAUUAGUGGCAACCAUGUCAAAAAUGAAGCACCUGCAGCGUCUUGUCUUGAAACUUUCACCUGCUGAGAUAGAUCCUUCUGUUUAUGACGCGUGUUGUCUAUCCACGCUCCGAACUGUGAGAAUUUUACGGGUCAACACAAUACAUCAUUUGACAUGGUUGAAGUAUGCUCCAAACCUUCAAGAACUUGUUGUUGAAGAGUGCUCGUCAGUAGAAGAACUAAUUAAGGGAGAGAGAUUAGAAGAUGAGAAAGAUACUAUAUUCCCUUCUCUCGUACAGCUGACAUUGUACCUUCUGCCAAAUCUUAGGAGCAUUCACGAGAGAGUCUUGUCUUUCCGUUCCCUAAGAUCCAUUGAAGUGCACCACUGUGAGCAGCUGAAGAAGUUACCUUUUGAUUCUAAUUCUGCCAGGACCAAGUUGAGACUUAUCCGUGGAGCUCAAGCGUGGUGGGACAACUUGGAGUGGGAUGACUCAGCCAUUAAAACCGCUUUCCAGUCUAAAUUUCAAGAUUCAUAUUAUUGA